UGAUAUGAGAUUCUUUUUCCUUUAAUAGGAAUAAAGAGGAAAGAAGCUGUUUUCAAAAAUUAUUAUUGAUACUCUCUUAUAGUUUGAACUACAUUUUCAUCAUAUUUGUGAAUGCUGAAGUAGUGUUUUGGGUCUAUUAUUUUGAAUUCAAAGUUUAUAAUGAACCAGGAAGUAUAGUUUAUCAAUAUGGAAUUAUCAGUCAAGAUUACGGAUAUUAUAAUUUGAGCAUCUCUGUGAUACUCCAUUUGUUUUCAAUGCUAUUUAUCUUUAGUUGAAUAAUGGUUGCAAGGGACCCAGGCUAUUUUACAAAUAGUCAGUUUCAUUCUCCUCUCUUGAUAAUGCCGGAUUUUACUGAGAAUUCUGAGACUUUGAGAGGACUCAAAUAAAGAUAUGUAUAAAUAAACUGACAAACAGCAAGUUUUGACAUUUCUGAAACUGAAUAAAGCCUCCAAGAAGCCAUCACUGAGGUCAUUGACAAAGAUGAGUUUUAAAAAUGGAUCAUCAUUGAGGCUGGAUAUCAAACUGUGUGGGAUAUAGAAAUCAAAAAUCUUUCUUACUCUAUGUAUUUUAUUAUAUUGCUUGAAUUAUCCUGUUUUUAGCAAUAUCUAUUCAGAUGCUUUUGAAAUUUAUUUAUGUUUGGUUGAUAAUUUUACAUAUCUUGAUAUUACCAAUAUUACUGAUGGUGUUAAGAGUCCUUAUCAAUCAACUAUGCCUAUUUCCAUUCAACCUAACUACAAUUGAGUCACUAUCAACUCAAAAAUCCCCUUUCAGCUUUGGUUGAUGAUCCAACCUCAAAGAAAUUUUUGGAACAAAAUGGUACCUAUGGCCAAUCCCUACAUACAUCAACGACCCAAAAAAAGGCUUCCACUUCAAAAUAAACCCUAAAAACCUCCCUUAACCCCUUUCC
Molecule: messenger RNA, 907 nt
Organism: Moneuplotes crassus
Lineage: Eukaryota; Ciliophora; Spirotrichea; Euplotida; Euplotidae
Source: the annotation of a GenBank genome assembly